This is a messenger RNA of Phlebotomus argentipes, 1834 nucleotides long. RefSeq names its product persulfide dioxygenase ETHE1, mitochondrial. The record is from RefSeq and is a predicted model, not a curated record. The transcript has 6 exons. NCBI's taxonomy places the organism in Eukaryota, Metazoa, Arthropoda, Insecta, Diptera, Psychodidae. Gene Ontology annotation, molecular function: sulfur dioxygenase activity. Gene Ontology annotation, biological process: hydrogen sulfide metabolic process; glutathione metabolic process. Bases 401 to 1240 code for a protein of 279 amino acids.
AAAGUCUAGUUAAUACAUAUGUUGAAUGAGAAAUUGGCUCUUUUCACUCCUACUCUCCAAUAUUGUGAGUGUUUAUUUGCUAAUUUGGCUCUCGUGCGCUCGUUUCUUGCAGUGUAGAAUGAUUGGAAUCUCCGGAGGUUAUGCAACUGCCGUCAGCUGUGCGAAGGGAAAACAGCGUGACAAACGCAGUGACUUUUGAUUUUGUGGCUUUGUAAAACAUUCUCAAGCAAACAAGCGACUUUGUCCGGCCGCAGAAAUUGCAAUUUCCCCUGCUUCUUACCACUUCCGGAACACUUGCACGCACUGACACUCACCACAAGCGCCUCCAGAACGCUUCCUGGCUAAUCUCGACACGGAUUUAGAGGCUUCCCAUGUGAUAAGGCUCAGCAAGCGGCGCAAAAUGACAAUGAAAUUCAUGCGCUCAGUCGCUUUGGCUGCGUCCGGACGGCGGAAAGCUCUGCUCGUCAGUAUUCAAGCAGCGCGAACGCCGAGCAGAAGAUCAAUCAUGAACUCCCGCAUCACCUUCACGGAGGACUUCUUCUUUCGCCAGCUCUUCGAUCACCAGAGCAGCACGUACACGUACAUGCUGGCCGAUCUGGGCAGCAAGGAGGCCGUGCUGAUUGAUCCCGUGCUGGAGCAGGCGAAGCGUGACUCACACCUGAUCACUGAGCUCGGGCUCACGCUCAAGUAUGCGCUGAACACGCACAUGCACGCCGAUCACAUCACGGGCACGGGAUAUUUGAAGCAACUCGUGCCCGGCUGCGAGAGCGUGAUCUCGCGCGCCAGCGGCGCCAGGGCGGACAAGCACCUGGAGGACGGCGAGGAGGUGCAGUUCGGCAGGCACACGAUCAAGGCCGUGGCGACGCCGGGACACACGAACGGCUGCAUGACGUACAUUAUCAAAGAACAGGGAAUCGCUUUCACGGGUGACACACUUCUGAUAAGAGGCUGUGGCCGAACGGACUUUCAAGAGGGCGAUCCACGGACGCUCUAUCAGUCUGUGCACGAGAAUAUCUUCACGCUGCCCGACAAUUUCCGCCUCUUCCCGGCGCACGAUUACAGGGGCAACAUGGAGACGACGGUGUUCGAGGAGCGAAGCUUCAAUCCACGCCUCACGAAGGACAUCGAUACGUUUGUCAACAUCAUGGAGAACUUGAACCUGCCGUACCCCAAAAUGAUUGACAAGGCCGUGCCCGCGAACAAGCAGUGCGGCCUCUACGACAUCCCGCCGGAGAUUUAGGCGAGCCGCGUGACACUUGUGUGACGAUGGUGGGUGAACACAAAACUCGGGAGAAGAGUAGGCGCGCGGGGUGGAAAAACGCGUGGCUUUAUGAAAAUGUCGCAAGACUAUAAAUAGGUUAUAAAAACACCGCAGUGUAUUUUUCUGUGAAACUUUCUAUUAAAAUACAUACUUUUUGAGCAAAAAGCUCAUAUGGAGCUAGAAGGAGAUUCUUGGAAUAAAGAAUUUUCCUCUUUUCUCGCUCUCGCUUUAUCCAAACAGGCGGGAAUGUCGAGGAAAUUGAGUGGUGAAGCGGAAAGCACGCAGCUAAAUGGAAAAAUUCUUUUGGUCUUUCUAAUAUAUUUUGUGGAUUUCCGCGUCCCGAAGGCAAGUUAACAAUCGAGAGAGAGAGAGAGAAGGAAAGAAACUUUAAUAUUGUUGUUGACAAACGCCAAAGCGUUCUGAGGGUGGUCUUUUGCCGUCAUGUCAUAUAGUUUAAUCUGCAUAUCGAGGCUGUGACUCAUUCGCACUGUCGCGAAGACAACGAGGAAGAGAGCGAACAUCUCGCCAUGCGAGAUAGUCGCGUAUGCACAUAAAUUUCCACCCCACAAAUGG